AUGUGGAAAGCAAUUUUCGGCAUUCGGAAAAAGUCCAAGGGGGAAAGCGCCAAGGAGCCCAGCUUUAAGGAGCACGAAUUCAGUGUACCUGAUGGCUUUGAAUAUCUUCAAUGGGGUCGCAUCGAUUCUUGGCGGCAGUCGGGAGGGGCUGAUGCCGACGGUUCCAACCUGCUAGCCCUUCUUGCUAAAGAAACUGAACUUCGCGAGACCUCUCAAUCAAAAGUCCGUGGGUAUGUAUUUAAUGCCGAAGAAAGGAUCAUAGAAAGGAUGAGAUUUACUCUGGAAGUCGAUGAUCCAAACGACAACACGUUGGACUAUGCGUUCAAGCUCAAAAUGUGUCACCUCUUUAGUCUUGAGAUAUCUGUAGUGACCGACUCGAACUCGGAUGGGCCGCCACCAUAUACUUCAGGUGGAUCCGAGUCCGGGUGA
Molecule: messenger RNA, 429 nt
Organism: Penicillium cosmopolitanum
Lineage: Eukaryota; Fungi; Ascomycota; Eurotiomycetes; Eurotiales; Aspergillaceae
Exons: 2
Coding region: 1-429 (142 amino acids)
Source: RefSeq, a predicted model, not a curated record